Molecule: messenger RNA, 812 nt
Organism: Linum tenue
Lineage: Eukaryota; Viridiplantae; Streptophyta; Magnoliopsida; Malpighiales; Linaceae
Source: the annotation of a GenBank genome assembly
AUGGAGCGCCACGUUUACGAAACUCCGAGCACAGAUUUUUGCGGUGGUGUCCUCCCAUGGCGGCGGCGUCAAAACCAGAGCAGAGCUAAAAUUUACACCUUAUACAAUCUGAAAGGAAGCAGCCGUGCAGGGAAGGCAGGAAUCGACUCUUUUCUGGGUUUUCUCAAUUUCUCCAAGCUGAGAAUUUCUCAAUCCGUAGACUGGAGUUCGAAGCUUCUUGGCAAUUUGAAGGAGGAUGUGGAUGUUAUGGACGAGAAGACGGGACCAAAUGUUCACAGUCAUGGUGUGGAGGAAGGUUCAGCUCCCCCUGAAAGUAAUGAAUACUACUCUUCUGGAGAAGUAAACAUGGAGGCUGCUAUAUCAACUGACGAUGUCAUUCGAGCUGGAGGAUUUGGAGCUAGAGAUGAUAUAGGUAGCCUUCUUCCUGUUGCUAGUGACUCGACCGACUUCGAGGCGAUGAUCCUUAAUGCUAAGGACUACGAAGGGCCACAGGCGGAACAACGAAGACCUGGCCUUGGAUGGAAAGAUGCAUCUGAAGGAGAAAAAUCGUCUUCUGUUCCCUAAUCUGUGAGUUGUCUUUAGUUAGUUCUAUCUUUCUUCCUUCUGGGACUUUGUGGCAUGUGGGCAUAUCUAGUUGGUUAUCUUGUUGUACAAGCUAUAAACUGAGGGCUUGUCUGGUGGAAGCAAUAGUUUACUUGUAAUCAGCUUUAAUACACUGUGAAUUGUGAUGUACUGGAAUUGAAGCUCACUUUUCUAGUGAAGCUUAUACCACAAUGUCUUCUAUACAUGGACCCUUUUGUUAAACAUGAUCA